Molecule: messenger RNA, 4311 nt
Organism: Diversispora eburnea
Lineage: Eukaryota; Fungi; Glomeromycota; Glomeromycetes; Diversisporales; Diversisporaceae
Source: the annotation of a GenBank genome assembly
AUGACUACCUCUACGCCAUCAUUGAAGAAAGCAUUGAAACUUGGGAUACAUAAUUCCGAAAAUUCCAAACAAGAAUUUAUCAUAAAUCCAGAUUGCUUUCCAGGUAUUAGGCCUGGACAAUUAUUAAUGAUAGUUCCUCAGAAUGAGGAACCAGAUACUAGAAAUAAUUUGAUUGUCCGGGUUAACCCUUUUGAUAAAGUAACGAUAGAUAAACCCACGCAGAUUUCAAUAUCAUCUGAUGUUGCUGCUGCGUUUGGUUUAAAAUGGUUUAAUGUUAUGGUUUCUGAAAAAUCUGUUGAAGCGGAUUAUAUCGAAUUUUGUUUUCGUGAUCAAUAUAUUGGAAGAAGUGAUAUGUGGCGAUUAGCUAGAAGUCUUAAGAAUACUUGUGUAUAUCAAGAUAAACGAAUUGAAUUUGCUAGCUGUAUUCGGGCUCAAGUAAAAAAGAUAUAUGUCAAGGGAGAACAAGUAAAAUGUGGAAUGAUAACUGAAAAUACAAAAGCAAUCUUUCGAUCUGAAUCCGCAAAGUUAUUCAUAUUUGUGCAAAUGUCUAGAGAAAUGUGGGAAUUUGAUGAAGAUGGUGAAUUAUAUUAUGAAAAAGCUGUCGGAUUUUUUACUGAACUAUUUCAUAAUUGGAAAGAGAUGGGAACAAAUCAUGUCGUGUCAAUAGUUUUAUUUUCAAGAAUUUUUUAUGAUUACGAUGAGGAUUUAAAGGGUGAUCUUGAUUUAUGGCAUGAUAGUACAGUUAUUAAUGAUCACGAGAAAAGGUUGUACAAAGAUUUCUAUAAAGUAAUAGUUGACUGGGAGACAAGGUCUGAUUGGUCAACAGCGCUAAAGGAAUUAAAGAAUGAAUUAUUAAAUUAUCAACCAAGCAUAUUAUUGAGGGAAAAAAAACGUGAUGAUGGAGUUUAUAAAGUUCUUUCGGGAAAAAAUUCUUAUGCCUUUGAGGGUAAUAUAUUAGAAGCUAUAAAUUUGGCAAUGAAUCCUUUUGAUAAACAUUAUGUAGAUAGAGAUUUAUUACGUACAGGAUUAUCAAUUGUCGUAGUGACACCUGGAUGCGGAAGAUAUGAGGUUGACAAAAAAACUUUAAGAGUUACAACAGAACGGUUUAUUGAUAAUGGUAUAGGAUUAGACCUUGUUUGUCUAUCAAAGAUUCCUCUUCACACUGUGCCAUUGUUCAAAUUUAAAUCAUUAGAACUUUCAAAAGCUCCAAUCCCAGAAUGGUUUGAUCAGAAAACCUUUGGUCAUAAAUCGCAACAAGUCAAAGAUUUAAUGAAACCAGAAUUACGAGAUCCUCUAGAUUAUGAUGAAUCGCCAAUGGAAGCAAAGCAUACAUAUUACAAGACUCCGGAUUGGAUAGAUUGUAGUUUCUAUUCAAGACAUUAUGAUAAUCCAUUCAAACCUGAUAAGUUUAUGACACGAUGUAAAAUGUAUGAAAUCCAAAUGAUGGGCAUAAUGGAACACGAGAUAUCUUCAAUUUUAAUACCUUAUUUAAAUGAUUCAUCAGACGAUAUAGAGAAAUAUGACGAACAAGUCUUUUCUGCUCCAUCAACAAAUAAAUUGAAACAAUUUAGUAAUAUAUCCCAUAAUUUGGAUUUUACACGUCCACAUGAUUUCGCACAAUUAAGAUAUAAUGAUGAUCAUCUGAUUUCAUUACAAUCGCAACAUUCAAAAAAUCAUCCAACAGAAUUAUCGAGAAGUUUACCAAAAACUUUGACUAGUCUUAUGAUAUCUAACAUGCAUCAUGAUCAUUAUCGUCAAAGUAAUCAUGUGUUUAAAACUCCAAGAUUAUCGGGAAGUAAUUUAAUUGAACCAAUGACAAAUUCUUCCAACAGAGAAAAAGGUUUAUACAGGUCACAUUCACAUGAAAGCUUUCAAGAAGGAAAUUUUAAAGGUAAAAAUCAAACAGAGGAUGAUAAUGAAUCAUCUUUUACAUCAAGCAAUACGAUGCCAAUGCCUAUACCUGAUUCACAAAGAAGCCGAAGAAGUACCGUAAAUGAUUCAUCACCGUCAGGAAGUUUUGCUGAUUCUGCAAAAGGCUCAUAUUCAAGUGAUAAAAGUAGAUAUUUUCCAAAGCAAACACUAGGAGUUAUAGCUUCUGGACCACAUUAUCGAUCUACCUUGGUUAAUCCUUGUAAUCCUUCCAAGAGUUCCAAUCGACAUGGAUUUGGUACACAUUUAAGAAGAUGGAGACAUGUAUUUCCUAGACCAUUAUCAAAGAAUUCUGUAAAAUGGACAUCACUGUGCACUCCAGCUUGUCUUCCUGUGACAACUGAUUAUUUUCCACCGAUUAAUGAAGCCGGAUUGUAUUCUGAAAAUACUUAUACUAUCUCUUUGGAGGAUUCGGAAUAUGUAACUGUAACUGAAGAGGUUAAAACAGAGAACUUGUUAAAAGAGAUGAUAUGUCAAAGAUUAGCUCAAGGAUAUCAGUUAAUAGUUCCAUCUAGCUAUAUGAUGAAUGAUUCUAUAAAGAAACAAAGGUUAUCGGUUAACUCAGAAACCCUAGAUAAUUCAUCAAGUUUCGGAAAUCCUGAAGAAAAUUUAUCUAAAUUAUUAGACAUAUCUCAUCCAUAUUAUCUUAGUAUGGGGCGUCAUGUCCAUAAAUUAACAUAUUUACCUGGACAAGGUGUGGAAGUUAGAAUAUAUAUACGAAAAAUUCAAACCGAUUCAAAUUUUAUUCCUUAUUCUUGUGUUGUAUGGCCUAGAUGUCAAAAAAUUUAUGAACCAAGGAAAGUUCAUUUUAGCUAUCCUCAUACAGAUUACAAAUGGAAUUAUGUAGAUCAAUUGGUUUGUGGAUAUCAUAAUGAUCUUUUGGAACCAUUGAAAUUUUGGAGAACAAGAUUUCUACUGAUACCGAUGGAUAAUGUUCCUGAUACUAUGAAUACAGCAGAUGAAACAUUAGAUGCUGAAGAAGUUAGGGUAAAUGGAAUUUACAGGUUUAUAGAUUUACUUGAAAAAGCUGCUUGGUUUCCGCCACAUAUGAGAACAGAAGCAAAUAAUCGGGAGAGCAUUACACCUUUGAAAAUUACUACUCUUGAUCCAUCGAUUUUCGUUAAAACACCCGAUAGUUCAUAUCUGAGAAGAAUGUCUGUAAAUCCAACGGAUCAUAGGCUCACUAAAGAUUCAAAUCCAGUCGCAAUAAUUCAAGCCAUGUUGAAUCCAGCUGAAGGGAUAGUUAAGGAUCGUCAUUGGCAUUCGAAGGUAUAUCAAAAUGCUAUUGUUGGAAAUGAAUUUGUGGAUUGGUUGUUAAAGAAAUUUUCUGAUAUCGAGAGUCGACCAGAUGCAGUAAAUUUUGGAAAUGAGAUGCAAGAAAAAGGAUUAAUUGAACAUUGUACUAAAAGACAUCAAUUCUCAGAUGAACAUUUUUUUUAUCAAAUAAAAGAGAAUUAUGCCCCGAGACGUCCGCAAAAGGGUUGGUUUAUGGCCUUAUUUAAUCAUGACCAUCGUAAAGACAGCAAUAAAGACGAUGGUAAUAAAGACGGCAAUAUCAAAGACGGCAAUAGCAAAGACGGCAAUAGCAAAGAUGGCAAUAUCAAAGACGGCAAUAUCAAAGAUGGCAAUAUCAAAGACGGCAAUAUCAAAGAUGGUAAUAUCAAAGAUGUCAUCGAAUUAAGUAAAGCAAUGCUAAUUGAUAUUGAUCCAUCGAAAACGAGUGAUCGAAGAGAAACUGCAAUUUUACAUUAUGAUGUAAUUCAUAAUCCAGAUAAUUGUUAUCAUAUUCAAUUAAAUUGGCUUGGAUGCACUGCACGCCUUAUAGAAGAUAUGUUGAAAAAGUGGAGUAAUGCAACUGAAAAAAAAGGAUUGAAAUUAGUGGAAGUACCUGUUGAACAAGCAAUGAGUUUAACCGAAAAUAAUCCAUUUCAAUCUCCUGUAGCAAUAAAAUUAGCAGUACAACCACCAACUUUGGAAUUACCAGGAAAGAAAUUACAUCCAACCAUUAAUCCACAUUUAUAUUUUGAGACACAAUUGGCGAAACGUUUUAAGUUUAUAUUGGAUGUUGAAGCAGAUAGUAGAUUUCCAGACGAUAUCGAAAUCAAAUAUUCAUAUUUUAAAACUCCAUACAAAUAUUCACAAUAUAUACAUCGUUCAGGUGUAGCAUUCAUACAAAUAUGUAAUCCAGGAGAAGGGUAUUUAUGGGUAAACAAUCGAUUGUUUACUACACAUCACAACAAGAUCUUAUCAAAUCUUCAAGUGAAUCCUGAUGUUUUAUUGAGAGAAUUUCAAAGUUUUUGUGAAAAUGAGGUGGAACUACGGAAAUUCUGGGAAGAUGUGAAAAAUAGGAUACUUUAUAUUGAUGAAGUUGAAGAUCUCUAA